UUGGCACAACUUCCCUAGUUUCCCCUCCGCUCCGCUCAGUUUCGCUGCAUGGCCAGAUCAGCAAACCUGGACGCGGAGGAGCUCAAGAUGACACGAGAGCAGUACAUUUUAGCAACACAACAGAACAGCCUCCCCAGGACUGAACAUCCUCAGUUUUACCCAGUGGGGAUAUAUGGGUGGCGAAAGAGGUGCUUAUACUUCUUUGUCCUUCUGCUGUUGGUUACCAUGAUUGUUAACUUAGCAAUGACAAUAUGGAUUUUGAAGGUUAUGAAUUUCACAGUGGAUGGAAUGGGCAAUUUGAGAGUCACUAAAAAAGGAAUACGCCUUGAAGGAAUAUCUGAAUUUCUGCUCCCUCUAUACGUGAAAGAAAUCCAGUCCCGAAAGGACAGCCCCCUGGUGCUGCAGUCUGACAGGAACGUGACAGUGAACGCCAGGAACCAGAUGGGGCAGCUGACUGGCCAGCUGACAGUAGGAGCUGAUGCUGUGGAGGCCCAGUGUAAAAGAUUUGAAGUGAGGGCAAGUGAAGGUGGCAAAGUGUUGUUUUCUGCAGAUGAAGAUGAGAUUGUCAUUGGAGCCGACAGACUGACAGUCACAGGCACGGAAGGGGCAGUGUUUGGCCACUCUGUGGAGACACCCCAUAUCAGAGCAGAACCUUCCCAAGACCUCAAACUUGAAUCUCCUACUAGGUCUUUGGUAAUGGAAGCACCCAGGGGAGUGCAAGUCAAUGCAGCUGCAGGAGACUUGAAGGCUACCUGUAGGAAAGAACUGCACUUGCAGUCCACAGAAGGGGAGAUAUUUUUAGAUGCAGACACGAUCCGCCUGGGGAAUCUGCCAGUGGGUUCCUUUGCCUCCUCCUCCUCACCCAGCUCCUCAGCUUCUCGCCAGACUAUCUAUGAGCUCUGCGCCUGCCCCAAUGGGAAACUCUACCUGUCCCCAGCAGGAGCGGGCUCCACAUGUCAGUCCAGCAGCAACAUCUGCUUGUGGAGCUAGAGUGACUGCGGGUUCUCCUCACACCAGAGUAGCCUUUUGGUACUGCCCCUCUGCUUCACAGCU
This is a messenger RNA of Dryobates pubescens (Downy woodpecker), 1053 nucleotides long. RefSeq names its product sarcoglycan zeta (gene SGCZ). The record is from RefSeq and is a predicted model, not a curated record. Gene Ontology annotation, biological process: cardiac muscle tissue development; heart contraction. NCBI's taxonomy places the organism in Eukaryota, Metazoa, Chordata, Aves, Piciformes, Picidae. The transcript is spliced from 8 exons. Bases 49 to 990 code for a protein of 313 amino acids. Gene Ontology annotation, cellular component: sarcolemma; sarcoglycan complex.